Messenger RNA from Bubalus bubalis (water buffalo), 1877 nucleotides. RefSeq names its product mucosal vascular addressin cell adhesion molecule 1 (gene MADCAM1). The record is from RefSeq and is a predicted model, not a curated record. Gene Ontology annotation, molecular function: integrin binding involved in cell-matrix adhesion. Gene Ontology annotation, cellular component: membrane. The transcript has 5 exons. The coding region runs from base 369 to 1643 and encodes 424 amino acids. Lineage: Eukaryota; Metazoa; Chordata; Mammalia; Artiodactyla; Bovidae. Gene Ontology annotation, biological process: positive regulation of lymphocyte migration; integrin-mediated signaling pathway; heterotypic cell-cell adhesion.
UCCCGCGACGGCGCGAACCUGGCGCCAACCCCGGGCCUGGCUCCUCCACCGUCAACCCUCUCCUGCCUCCAUCUUCCGAGGUUGCGUUUCUAAAAGCGAGGCCUGGAACCGGCCCAGGCCUUCUACCCUCCUGUUCCGACUUCGGCCGCUCCCCUACCGUGCCCCCGCACCUCUCGCCCCCAGCCCCUGCCCCUCUGUCGCCUCCAGGGUCGUCGGGGGUCAGAGUGGGAAACCCCCUCGGGAAACCCCCGGGGAGCAGCUGGAAGAGGGGAAGCGGGGUCGCGGGGUCGCGGGGAGGCGGGAAGGAGCCCGGGACGCCACUAUUUAAGCCACCGCCCCCACGGGCAAGGGACAGAGCCUGGCCGAGCAUGGAACGGGGCCGCGCCCUCCUGCUUCCCCUCCUUCUGGGGCUGCUCCAGCCGGGCCGCGGUGGGCUGCUGGAAGUGGAUCCACCUGAGAGCCAGGUGGCGAUGGCCGUGGGCGAGUCGCGAAACUUCACCUGCCGCAUGACCUGCGCAGACGGCAGGGCGGCCUCGGUGGUGUGGCGGGGCCUGGACACCAGUCUGGGCGCCGUGCAGUCCGGCGCGGGCCUCAGCAUCCUGUACGUGCUCAACGCCUCGCUGUCUGCGGCGGGGACCCGCGUGUGCGUCGGCUCCUGUGGGGACGUGAACCUCCAGCACCGGGUGCGGCUCCUGGUGUUUGCCUUCCCUGACCAGCUGACUGUAUCCCCUGAGGCCGUUGUGCCAGGGAGGGACCAGGAGGUGGCCUGCACGGCCCACAACGUCACACCUGCUGGCCCUGACACCCUCUCCAUGUCCCUGCUCCUGGGGGAUCGGGAACUGGAGGGAGUGGAAGCCCUCCCGAACAUAACUGAGGAGCCCCAGGAAGGCGAGGACUCGCUGUUCCAAGUGACCCAGCGCUGGCUGCUGCCCACCUCAGAGACCUCCAGCCUGCGCACCCUCCAUUGCCAGGUGACCAUGAGGCUGCCCGGCCUGGAGCUGACCCGCCACCGGACCAUUCCAGUCCUGCAGGGCCUGACCUCCCCGGAGCCCCCGAGCAUCACCUCCUCAGAGCCGCCCACCAUGACCCCCGCAAAGCCCAGCAUCACUGCGUCCCCGGAGCCCACUGAUACAACCACCCCAGAGCCCUUUGUCAUGAAGCCCCCGAAGCCUCCCAUCACCACCUCCCCCGAGCUGGCCUCUACCUGCAGCCCCACGAGUCCUGGCCCCGCAAGUCCUGGCGCCGCGUCCAGAAACAGCUCCCCCAGGCCGUGCCUCCCGGAGAUCCACCAGUCGUCAGCAUCAGGGGCUUUAGAGCUGCUGUGCGAGGUGCCCUGUGGUCCCAGCAUGGCUGUGCACUGGACCCAGGCCCCUGGCGGGCUGGAGGCCUACGAGAUGCGGGAGGCGGGGGCCCAAGCUUGGCUGAGCAGCAGGAGCACGCUGUGGUCCGGGUGCCAUCCUGAGGGCUGGUUCCAGUGUCGCCUGGACCCUGGGGGCCACACAGCCAACCUGUAUGUGGUCCCGGAAAUCUGCUCCCCGACGAUGUCAGCUGCCCUGUGGACCAGCAGCUUGGCGCUGGGGCUCCUUCUCCUGGUGUUCCUCACCUACCACCUGUGGAAACGCUGCCAGCCCACAAGCCAAUGACCUGGGCCUCACACCCCCACCCCGCGUAGACCAUACAAAAGGAGACUUUCCUUCUACUCGGUUGUGACUAGAGGACAUGGGCAGCAUUCUGGACAGCAGGCGGUGACCGUGGGCUCCCUACCCUGAUGGCCGGCACAUCCAGACUCCCCAACUGGCUGGGUGUCCCUUCCGUGGGCCCCUGGGGAGCCGACCCUCCAUGGUGCAGAGCUGGAAAAUAAAGAGCAUCUAGUCUGA